CAGGGCGCAUGCGCGUGGUCGGCGGGGAGGGCGGGGGCCGGCGCCUGCUGCUGGGGGAGCGAGCGGCCCCCGGCACCGGCACCCACACCGCCACCGGCAGCGGCACCGGCAGCGCCCUCGCCCGCUCCGCUCCGUCCCCCCUCAGGGCCGUGGCCGCCGCCCGGCCCCGCCAUGAAGCUGAGCAGCCGCGGCCGGGGAUGCUGCGUGGCCGGCAGCCGGGAGCGCGGGCCGCCGCCGCGGAGCCCCUUCGUGCACCAGCUGCGCCUCGGCCCCCUGCAGAAAGCCAAGAUUGCCUUCAUGACCUUGACUCUGUUUCCCAUCCGGCUCUUUUUUGCUGCUUUUAUGAUGUUGUUGGCCUGGCCUUUUGCGUUCAUUGCUUCAAUGGGAGCUGACGAGCAAGAGCUUGAAAAGCCCCUCUCCUGGUGGCGAAAGAUAGUGGAUGUUUUGCUAAAAGCAAUCAUGAGAAUGAUGUGGCUUGCUGGUGGAUUCCACUGGAUAAACGUGAAAGGCAGGCGGGCGUUGCCAGCAGAAGCAGCGAUCUUAACGGUGGCUCCCCAUUCUUCCUACUUCGAUGCCAUUCCAGUAACUAUGACCUUCGCCUCCAUUGUGAUGAAAGCAGAAAGCAAAGAUAUUCCUGUUUGGGGAACUCUUAUCAAAUACAUCCGACCAGUAUUUGUGUCUCGGUCAGACCAGGAUUCUCGCAGGAAAACUGUUGAAGAGAUAAAGAGACGCGCUCAAUCUGAUGGUAAAUGGCCACAGAUAAUGAUAUUCCCAGAAGGCACUUGCACAAACCGAUCCUGUCUAAUUACAUUCAAGCCUGGAGCAUUUAUUCCUGGAGUUCCUGUACAGCCAGUGGUUUUACGUUACCCAAACAAACUGGAUACAAUCACAUGGACAUGGCAAGGCCCAGGAGCGUUAGAAAUUCUGUGGCUUACUUUGUGUCAGUUUCACAAUUCCGUGGAAAUUGAGUUUCUACCUGUGUAUAUUCCGUCAGAAGAAGAAAGAAGGAAUCCAGUGUUAUACGCCAAUAACGUCAGACGUGUAAUGGCAGAGGCAUUGGGAGUUUCAGUGACAGACUAUACAUUUGAAGACUGUCAGCUAGCCUUGGCUGAAGGACAACUUCGUCUGCCUUCAGACACGUGUCUUUUAGAAUUUGCAAAGCUUGUGAGAAGCCUUGGGCUGAAACCAGAAACACUUGAAGAUGAUCUUGAUAAAUAUGCUACAAGUGCCAUGAAAAUGAAAGAACAGAAGGUUGCUCUUAGGGAAUUUUCAGCAUAUUUGGAAUUUCCAGUUUCCCACACGUUAGAAAGUAUGUUUGCCCUUUUUGAUGAGAAUGAAGAUGGCGUAAUUGACGUUCGGGAAUUUGUCAUUGCUCUGUCAGUUGUCUGUAAGCCAUCCAAAACUCUGGAAACAAUUCAGCUGGCAUUUCAGCUAUACCAGUCAAAAAAUGGAACUAUAACAGAAGAAGACUUAGCUCAUAUUCUGAAGACUGCCAUGGGUGUGUCACAGAUUAAUGUUACACAUCUUUUUAGAGCUGUAGAUGAAGAAGAGAAAGGAAAGAUUACAUACGAUGACUUCUACAGAUUUGCUGAAUUGCACCCCCACUUUGCAGAAGACUAUCUCUAUCCUGAUCAGAUGGGAGCUGAGCAUGGUUUGGAGACUUCAUCUCUUUCUGCUCCUAAUGGUAUCUGUACUGACUUCAGCCCUGAAAACGCUGAAGAUAAAAACAAGCCCCUGCAGAAGAAACUGAAUUAACACUACAACUGUAAACUUCCUCUCCUGGUGAGAGGAUUCUCUUUUCUUGGGAUUUUCAUAAGUCACUCCAAUUACACAGCAAAUACCAGUUUUGUGUGUGAAAGUUCUUCUACUUCAAUACCAUUCUUUGAUUCAUACGUGCUAUAUUUAACAAUAUGUUCCAGGUUACUUUGGGGGAAGGUGUUUUUAUUUUUUUUUUUCCAAAAGGUCUUUGAAAGGCAAAAAAUGUGAAUGUGCUUCAUUAUUAAUGUUCAUAUUUAAAAGGAAGCGGCACACUUAUUUAUAUUCCACUGGCUAGUUUCAUGUACCAAGUGUCGCACACAUUGCGCAUGUAUAAAGAAACUGUAGCUACUAUGGUGUUAAGUGCACUUUGGUGAUUAGUGUUUUCCCUAGUUAUGGGGAUGUUUAUAUGGGGCCAAAUUUUGCUGCUCAUAUUUGUGUAGUCAGUUUUGUUGAUUUCAGUGGGAUUAUUCCCUUGAGCAAGGCAAGCAUAUUUUGGCCCUUUUGUUUUGGUUUCAGUGAACAGUUUGGAAACAGUCAUGCAAAAACUUGCUAAGGAUUAUUUUUUAUUGUUGAAUGACAAAAUUGUUUCUCUUUCAGUCUAUUCCAUGGUAGAAUGAAAAGGAAAAACUCCUUGUCCCUUACCCCAACACUUUUAUAUUUUCAUCUUCCAAAUGCGACUAAACGUGACUUUUUUUUUCAAACUGACAUGCCACAUACUGUUUGCAAGCACGUGACAAAACUGCUUUUCUGUUACAAUCAGUUCAAAUCAUGUCCACCUGCCAUUUAUAUGGAGAUGUUUACAAAAUUGUUUUAUCAGGAAUCACGGUUUCUCUUGUAGCAAGCCUGUAUACACAGAUAACUUAGCAUGGAACACACUAUAAAAACUUGGUUGUAUCAAUGCAAAUUUGAAAAGGCUGCAGUUACUUCAGAAGCCAAGCCAGCAAGAAGUUGCAGAACAUCCUGAAGGAAUGCUAGUUAAAUCUCUAUAUCAACAUUACAUAUACUGCGUAUAACAUACGAAGCUUAAAAUAGUUUAGAACUAUUUUAAAAAUUUGAAGACGUUUCUAUUCGGUAACAUUUCUUACCUUUCCUUUUGUAAAGCCAGAUGCCUUAAAUUACCAUUGAGGGUCUCAGAGAAAAAUUGAAGUUACUCUAAACCCACAGACCUCUACUGAUUAGGAAAUGAGCCGAAGGCCUCAUGGAAUAGGAAGGAGAAGUGUGUUGCAAAACCACUGUGCUCAAAUCAACUAUGUUCAAAUCAUUUAUGUGACUAAAUCUGCAAGGCUGCAGCAGAAUUACAAGGGUUUCCUAACUGGAGAACUGUCAUUGAGAUUUGAAUCUUCUACUUGUUAAUGUAAAACUAGAUUUGAAAGGAUGACAUUUCAGCAGAAGGAAAUCUGUUUAUACCAAAUGCUUUUGUUAUUAUUUUUAAAUAGCAGGAGGUUUUUUAAGCUUAUUAGGGUAUUGGAACGUGUCCUUAGAAAUCCUUAACUGUAUAUGGCAAGUCUCCAAACUGAAACUGGAUUUAAUAUACAGUGGGUAUGGGGAAACAAAAUGUGAAAAAUAAUGCUUUCUGUGGGGUAGCAGAGGUACAUCCUUAUUUGGAGGUAGUAAUUAAGUUUUUUAUUUACCUAGAUUUACCUAGCAUGCCAUGCUGACAGGGCUGCAGCACAUAAGCAAACAAGAUUUAAACUGAUCAUGAAAAAUGGAAGACCUUGUUUGAAAAUAAGGCAUGUGAGAAACUACUCCUAGGUAAGAGUAGUCAGCUGCACAAACAGAGGGAGUGGGUGUAACUGCACAAAAGAUCUUGGGGCAGAGAUAGUAUCAAGUAUUGCUGCAGAAAAGAUGUUCGUUAUAGUGGGAUGCAUAAACACUUGUUGCCUGUGAGAAAUGAGAUGGUAUUUCUGUGCUACUAAGGAUUGAUAAGGCUUUACCUAAAGUAGUUGUCUGUGUUGGGGCACUUGAGAAAGAUGGGGAGUAGCUGGAUAGAGUCUGGAGAAAAGAAAAUAUUUAGUAAAGAGGUUGAAAAAAAUCUUUCAUCCAGAGAAAGAGACAGAAGGAAGUUACGAAACCAGUUUUCAAGUGUGGGAACUGUCACUAGAGGGAAGAUGGGAACUGUCUUUUCUCCAUGCUGAUGGUGGGGUGUCCCUUACAGACAGACGAUGAAGACACUGAUUUUAUUGAUCAUAACCAACAGGAUUGUAGGGAUAGGUCUCCUGAGGUCUUUUUUCUGUGGUUAGGCAGGAUGUAUUUUAGUAUGUAAGGGUAAGGUACGGUAACUGUUGUCUGAGCAUAUCACACCUCCUCUGCAAGACCUUCAACAACACUUGGCCCAAGCUGGCUGACUAUUGAGAUAGUUAUCUUUUGCCUUGUAUGUGAGCUUGGGAAUUUGAGAAUUUCAAAGUGCAGGGCUUGAGGUAGGGUUCCCUGAGACGUGUGUCUGAAGGGAAGAAAAGCUUUAAUAUCCCAUGGACAACCUUGGUGUGGGAGAAGCUCCAGAGGAAGAAAUUACUCGUUCCACAUCUGUGGAAGAGCAAAGAAAGCUGAUUGAAGUUGGCUAAAUAUAGCGUGCCUCCUUUCCAUGUAUGGUGCAUAUAGCCUGGGGAUCUGUCACCUAUAAGGCAAAGAGUUAAUUUGGUUUCUUACUUGUUUCUGGUGAGUAUUCUAAUCAGGGUGAAUGUAAUAACUGCUCUUAGUGUGACUAAGCUCUUCAGUGUUGAGAAAGCCUGGUGAGUAGCAUCUCGCCUGCUUGGUGAGCAAGCACUUUUGGUGGAAGCAACUAGUUUAAAAAGCAUCCGGCUUCUGUAGUGACUUGCAGCAUUCCCUUUUUUGUGAGAUUGUUGAUCUGGAUAGAGAAAUAGCGAAGUUCUGAGCAACCUGCAUGAAAACACUGUUAGAUCACAGAUAAUGGUGUGAACAGAUAAUAAUUAAGACAGUCCAGGGGAUUUCAAUAUUGUUAGUAUAUAAGGUUAUCAUACGAGACUGCCCUGUAGUGUCAGGUGGUAAACUCAGACUUUGUCGGGGGCUAAGACCUGUAGCACAUGGCAUUACUGCAAGAGCAUUCAUUGCAAUUUGUCUAUUGAACUCACUGAAAUGUUUUACUAGUUCCAUGUAAAAGGCAUCCAACUGUGGAGCAGCUGGGUUGUGACACUCAGUGGCUUGCUGUACUGCAAGGACAAAAGUGAAAGCUUCCUUUCCCAUUCACCAAACAAUAACAUAAAAAUGCUUUCAGUUACACUAUUACCAGCUUUACAAACCUUAAAUUUACAAGGAAGACAUAAAUAAAUGUCUUCAGUUCUUUACGACAAUUUAAUACGUGAUCCUUACACACAAAAUGCAGAGGUGUGAAGACAUUUGACACUUGUCUGAUGAUCAUUUUCCUGCUUUUGUGAAAUGCUGCCAUCCCUUGACGGCAGAGCGCUCACAUCAGACUGGAUUUCUAUAUAUUGUAUGAGAGAGAUUCAGCCAAAGCUUUGUUAUUCCGAUGUGAUUGAACAAGUAGCUGUGUGUUUUGAAUGUAUUUAACACAAAACAAUGAAAUCUGAGAUAACUAAAGUGUCUUUUUUGGCUUCACUUGUUUUUCUUCAAUUAUAAUAAAACCACAUUAAAAAUAAACAGAAACAAAAGUUUAGGAGGUACAAAGCUCAUCCAAACCACUGGUUCUACCACAGUAAGGCAAGUUCUGUUACAGAUUUCUCAGGAGUCCAGUGCUGUAAGCAGACACAUUUAAAAGGUAUUCUAGGGAAUUUGUGAUCCUUUUGGAGAAAUAAGGUGGUGCACUUAACGUUAUACCAAUAAAUUACGCUAUAUAUUUCAAUGCAUUUAUUGCUUCUAGAAUCCUCUUGCUAUGACAAAAAGGCAACCAGACCCUCGUGUGUGUUUGCUAAUCCUGCUUUAAAGGUUUAAAACCUCAGGUCACAAGGCUUACUUGAAAAGGAGAUGUGUGCAUUAAGGAAGUGAUGCAAUCUCUUUAGAGGCAAAGCCGCAGGAAGUAAAUAGUGGUUUUGUACAUGUAAUAUUUUCAAGCACACUGAAUAGGGUUGUUAGCUAGUUUAAGCAUUGGGCUACUUGGAAAAUGUUUUCAUUCAUAAUAUGCAGUAAAUAUUUGUCUGGAAAAGGAAUUGUUACAUUUUGGUAUAAUUUGGUAAUUUUUUGAAGAGGUAUUUUUAUUAAUUUGAGUUCCUUUAUAAGGCCAUAUCUGGUAUUGUCAUUAAAUGAAUUUUUCUACGUCAUUGCAUGGUAAGUACAGCUAUUCAUGUCAAGUUUUAGUCACGUUCUGCUCUCUGCUCCUUCUAAAACAGAGAAACGAUUUACAGAAGGUAAGCUGCAGAACUCAAGUGGCAUCUGCUGUAGAUCCUAUGAACUCAAAAACUAACCACAGCUUUGUGUGUGUUAUGGGACUUGAACUAGGAAAGAAAUUAUGCUGAUUUAACAAAAAAAAAAAUCUGAUCAAGUUAAAUUAAUUUUCCUUUAUGUUGAGCUAUUGCAUUCUACUUGAUGGGAGGCCUCUGCUUUUUUUCUAGCAGCACUUUCAGUGUUCUGUAAUUAAGCCCAGGCAUUAGAAACAUGUUGGCUAAGAGAUUUUGCAUCAGCAAAACUUAAGAUUGUCUCCUAAGCUUGUUGAAACAGAAAUUCCCUCUGAAUGAAGUACUGCAGAUGAUUUGUUAUUUUUUAGGUAUCUGAACUUCAGCUAAUGUGGCUAGCUUCUUUACAAGACAAAAAGGAAUACUAGGUCCAACAGUUUGAAAAUGCAGGUAAGAACUCAUAAUAAGCACCAUCAUUCAAACAGUCAGCCAAGUGAAACCACAAGAUCUGUCUCUCAUAUGAGCAGGAAGACUGAGAUAGCCAUCCAGGUAAUUUUGCAAUUAAACCAGCCGUUCAUCAGUCAGAGGACAAUUUCCUGAAGGUAACGUCUAAGUAGACAUUUGUCAUCUAAGUGAUGUCUAAGGCACUAGCGGCACAGCCAGUUCUGUUUUAUCGGUUCUCCCUCUUCUUUUAUAUGAAGACCAGAAAAAAGUACUCUGUGAUGGGAACCUUUAAAGACAUCCUUAGAGGUAAAAUCCUACAGCAUGUCCUCAAAGGAAUAAACACAGUGGUUCUAUGCUGUAGCUAAGGCAGUGAAGUGAGUAUACAAGUUAGUCACCAACACACCGUGAUCAAAAAGUGCAUUUUAACUGAAUACUGAGGUAUAACUACAGAGAAUAUAGUAGCAAGGAGAACAUUUGUUAGGCGUGCUUGGAUUUGGAUAUAUAUUUCCUGCAUCUCAUAUUGGUCAAGACAAGACAGUUGUUUUUUUCUCUAGGAAACCUCUCAGGUUUAUUUCAAGAUAUUAGUUAUUCUCUUAUGAGUGAAGGAGUGAUUUGUUUUGUAGAAAAUGGCUUCUUUUCCCCCAGAUGUUAUGAUGUGUAGUGAUGGCACUCUUACAUUGGAAUCUGUAACUGGUAAAAAAAGGAUGUAUGAUUCUGAAAGGAUCAGUCCUUAACAGUAGAGACGGAAACAGAAGAAUCACCUCAGCACAGAUUGUACAUAAUUUUUUCUUUUAAUUUGUGGGGAUUUUUUGACAACAUACUUGUCAUGUCUCUUGAUUCUGAGCUACUGUUUGUACACAGCCAUAUGAACAGCCCAGCUCAUUUCAGUCUAGCAUCAAGAUCUCAAAAAAGAUGUACAUUUAUCUAUGGAUGUAAUGUUAAGUCUCGGUUCUUUCACUUUGACCAAAAAAGGCUGGAAGCAAGAUAAAAGUCCUAAUGACUUUUGUAAUAUUCUAUUUUGAUAUUAUGAAUGGUGUUACUUGAGAGUGCCAAUCCAGAGCCAAAGAAUCUGUUGGGGAAAAAUCAAGCUGAACUAGAAAGUAGUAAAUUCAUUAAGGCUAGCGUAGCAGCAAAGCUUUCACUGUACAACUGAUCUUUUUGCACAGUAAAGAAAAAUAUUUUCCAUCUCUUGGGCUGGUGAAUUUUGUUUUUGGUAUCCCUUGCUCUUGAUUGUGCUGUCUUGUUCCUUUUAGGCUGGGUGCAGCCUGAGGGAGACCUCUUAAGAUCAAGGGACAUUCACAGGCCACUUCUCCUGACCAGUAAGGGGCAGGCGAACAUUAAAUUUGCAUUCUGGUAAUGCCACCCAAAACUAAGAGCCCAUGUACUGCUUUAGCUCGAGUCUGCCUUUAGAUAAAGGAUCACAUUUUCUUUUCUCCUGCUCUAACCACUGCAUAGUUGUCCAGGUGUUAGCAAGUUUGUAAGUACUUUGGAGACACCACAUGUUUUUAUGAACAAUAAGACAUUAAAUUUAGAAAUGCAGUGUGAUGAAAUCUCAAUUUGCAUUGACCUCUGACUUUGUCAUUCUUAGUGUGUGUCUGUUUACUUCCAAGUUCAGCAUGCAGUAUGUGUAAAUGUGUUAGUAAACAAAUUCUCCUCGUGGAUACUGAAGAAGGCUGAAGCUCAGGCACUUUUCAUCCUACCAUGGUACUGGAAAUGAAAUUAUCUGAUGAUAGAUUACUUCUAAGUUUAUGAAUGUGUAUGGGGAAAACUGAAAUACGUGUCUUCUAUUCACUACCCCUCAUCAAGACAGUUUUAUUUUAAAUACUGAAGAAAUAAACUUGUGCCGACCUGGUAUGUCCUAAGUAUACAUUUUUGUCCCAUGUUUUCUUUUAUAAUAAAGUUUGAACAAAAUAUUUCUUAUAUCUCAGAAGGGAAAUUUAUGUUAACCCCUACCGUAUUUUCCAGACUACAGAAGUAUUUUUUUUUUAAGUAGACACCUAAAGGUGAAAUUGUAUUUUUAAGUAUGUGGACUACAAUCCCUUAAAUUAAACAUCUCUCCUUAGCAAUUGUAUAUACUUAGACAAAAAGCGCAUCGGUUGCAGCUGCUUGUCUAUCUAGUUGUUUGUGUUGGUGAUUUGUUAUAUUGCUUUCUGUAAUUGCUCUAAGGUAUUAAGAGCUCCAUGUAAAUCAGUAAUGUUAGAAAUAGAAGUCAGAAGUAAAUCUCUAGAAGUGAUAGAUAUUUUUUUUUAUAUCCUGGAGGAGGACCAAGAUUAAGCACCUGCUAACCUUUAAUUAUGUACUAUAUAACUUCAGUGUUCAGCAUUGUGUUGAAAGUAUCAGGCAUCUGUUCAAUGGGACCACUUUCUAAACCUUUUUGUAAUUCCCAGCAUCUACCCGGGUGUGCAAGACAUUUCUAAUUUGAUUGCAGGUACUAGUUCCUCUUUUCUGAAAGAAUAAAAUGCAAUAUCAACAAGCUGAGAAAUAAUUCAUAAAAAUUUUUUGAUCUCUUGAAUUACUGUUAAACUUGCAUUGAGGACAUAAUUUAUACAUUUUUUAAAAAGUAUUGCUAUGUUUUUGAACACACUUGAGAAUUUAAAUGCAAAAGCAAAAAAGUUAACCUUUUAAUGAUCACAGUUUGGGAUUUUCUCUUUCCGCUACUGAAUCCAAGUUAGGCACUGCCAUGAAGAGGAUGCUUUUAGCUGAAAACCUGUGCUGAUAGAGCAGGAAGUACAGCUUUGUAGGAACUCGCUCGCAAGGUAUGGUGUGCUUGUUCCAUCAGUGGUACAACUCCUGGUGACUUCAAGGCUGCUCAAGCAGUUGGUUUAAAGAUGCAUAUUGGCUGCAAGCUUUCUGUUAUAGCCCUUGGAUAUGCAGUGUAAACCUGUAACAAUAUAUAGUGCUACUGGAUGAUAAUAACGACCUGAAUGCAUUUUUUCUGCUGUAUAUUUCCCUCCUAUGGCUCCUAAGGUAUGUGUAUAUAGACUGUCUUUGCACUGAACUGGCUAUACUUUGUAACUGAAAGGCAGGUAGCAUACUAAAGAUGACUGUAGCUUGUGGUUCCGAUUAUGGAAAUCCUUUCACAGAACGCAAAGUAUAGCUUCAGUGCUACAAAUUUGAUUUUUAUAUUUUUUAUUAACAUGCAUGGAAGACUACGGAUAAUAUUUUUAAAAGAUGAACUUGGUUUUGUACAUUUUUCAAUGUUUAAAACUAUAUGAUUUAACAUUACCUCUGAAUACCAGUGAUCAGUAAAUUCUUAAAGGAAAUACCUCAAUUUGAGUAUUCUUUUCUUGCUAGUUUUUGCUUGAUAGGUUGAAAUGGACUACAGUGUGUGAUGAACUAACUGAGCCAAAUAGCAAUGACGUAAAAGCUUCAACUCUGCUGUAAGCUGUGUGAUUUACUGAAAGGGAACUAAAUGAUACACUACAAGUGUUGAUGUUGCAGUAUACAAUCACGGCUCGUUCUGCCCAACUGGACAUUUUCUUUAUGACUGGCUUGUAAAUUGAAUUUUCAGCGUGAAGCCAAAUUAAAAAUGAGAGAAAAAA
Molecule: messenger RNA, 10048 nt
Organism: Anas platyrhynchos (mallard)
Lineage: Eukaryota; Metazoa; Chordata; Aves; Anseriformes; Anatidae
Gene: LPCAT1
Product: lysophosphatidylcholine acyltransferase 1
Cellular component (GO): endoplasmic reticulum
Molecular function (GO): calcium ion binding; 1-acylglycerophosphocholine O-acyltransferase activity; lysophosphatidic acid acyltransferase activity
Source: RefSeq, a predicted model, not a curated record